GAUCGGAGAGGUCGUUGGGGGGGCGAAGGGGAGCCUGAGGAGCGCGGCAGCGGCGCAGCCGGUAUAGCGGAGGGUGCCCGGGGCGGCAGCAAACUGCGGAGCAAGAUGCAGAAGAGUGUGAGGUACAACGAGGGGCAUGCCCUGUACCUGGCGCUGCUGGCUCGAAAGGAGGGCACCAAGCGGGGCUACCUGAGCAAGAAGACGGCGGAGACCAACCGCUGGCACGAGAAGUGGUUCGCCCUCUACCAAAACGUGCUCUUCUACUUCGAAGGAGAGCAGAGCGCCCGGCCAGCCGGCAUGUACAUGCUGGAGGGUUGCAACUGCGAGCGGGUGCCGGCUCCCAAGGGGUGCGUCGCCGUCAGCGCCAAGGAUGCUGCGCUGGAUAAGCAGCAUUACUUUACUGUUCUUUUUGGUCAUGAAGGGCAGAAGCCACUGGAGCUGCGUUGUGACGAUGAAGCUGAUGGAGAUGAAUGGGUAGAGGCUAUUCACCAAGCUAGUUAUUCAGAUAUUCUCAUUGAAAGGGAGGUGUUAAUGCAGAAGUACAUUCAUCUUGUCCAGAUUGUAGAGACUGAAAAGAUUGCAGCUAAUCAGCUUCGACAUCAGCUUGAAGAUCAAGACACAGAAAUUGAAAGACUUAAAUCUGAGAUUGUAGCUCUCAACAAAACAAAAGAAAGAAUGCGGCCUUAUCAAGGCAACCAGGAAGAUGAGAACCCAGAUAUUAAAAAAAUUAAAAAGGUCCAGAGCUUUAUGCGGGGGUGGUUAUGCAGAAGAAAAUGGAAAACUAUUGUCCAAGAUUAUAUUUGCUCUCCCCAUGCAGAAAGCAUGAGAAAAAGGAAUCAGAUAGUUUUUAACAUGGUGGAGGCUGAAUCUGAAUACGUACAUCAACUUUAUGUUCUUGUGAACUGUUUUCUGCGGCCCUUAAGAAUGGCUGCAAGUUCAAAGAAGCCACCUAUCAGUCACGAUGAUGUUAGCAGCAUUUUCCUCAACAGUGAAACUAUCAUGUUUCUUCAUGAGAUAUUUCACCAAGGCUUAAAAGCAAGAAUAGCUAACUGGCCUACCUUAAUCCUAGCUGAUCUAUUUGACAUUCUACUGCCAAUGCUGAACAUAUAUCAAGAAUUUGUUCGGAAUCAUCAAUAUAGUCUACAAGUACUGGCAAACUGUAAGCAAAACAGAGAUUUUGACAAACUCUUGAAGCAAUAUGAAGCCAACCCAGCAUGUGAGGGGAGAAUGCUGGAAACUUUCCUUACUUACCCCAUGUUUCAGAUUCCUAGGUAUAUUAUAUCACUUCAUGAACUACUGGCUCACACACCACAUGAACAUGUUGAGAGAAAAAGCCUUGAAUUUGCUAAAUCUAAACUAGAAGAACUUUCAAGGGUGAUGCAUGAUGAAGUCAGCGACACAGAAAACAUCCGGAAGAAUCUAGCCAUAGAAAGAACUAUAGUAGAAGGCUGUGAUAUAUUACUAGAUACCAGUCAAACCUUUAUACGCCAGGGUUCCCUUAUUCAAGUCCCUUCAGUUGAAAGGGGAAAACUUAGUAAAGUUCGCCUGGGAUCAUUAUCUUUGAAGAAAGAAGGAGAAAGGCAGUGCUUCUUAUUUACAAAACAUUUUUUAAUUUGUACAAGAAGUUCGGGAGGAAAGCUGCAUCUUCUCAAGACAGGAGGUGUUCUGUCUUUAAUAGAGUGCACACUGAUCGAGGAGACAGAAGCAAGUGAUGAUGAUUCAAAAAGUUCUGGACAAGUGUUUGGACACCUUGAUUUCAAGCUUGUAGUUGAACCUACAGAUGCUCCUUCUUUUACUGUUGUCCUUUUAGCCCCAUCACGACAGGAGAAAGCUGCAUGGACAAGUGACAUAAGUCAGUGCAUUGAUAAUAUAAGGUGCAAUGGUUUAAUGACCAUAGUGUUUGAAGAAAACUCUAAGGUCACGGUGCCACAUAUGAUCAAAUCUGAUGCUCGUCUUCAUAGAGAUGACAUUGAUAUCUGCUUCAGCAAAACACUGAAUUCCUGCAAAGUACCCCAAAUCCGUUACGCAAGUGUUGAGCGCAUUUUGGAGCGUCUAACAGACCUGCGAUUUCUAAGCAUUGAUUUUCUGAAUACUUUCCUACAUACUUACCGCAUAUUUACUACUGCAGCUGUGGUGCUGGAAAAACUUUCAGACAUAUACAGACGGCCCUUUACUUCUAUUCCUGUCAGGUCUCUGGAGUUGUUCUUUGUUACUAGUCAAAACAAUAGAGGAGAAUACCUGGCCGAUGGGAAGUCACCACAUCUCUGUCGCAAGUUUUCUUCUCCUCCCCCCUUGUCACUCUCCAGAACAUCCUCACCUGUCAGAGCCCGAAAACUGUCACUGACCUCACCACUGAAUUCACGGAUUGGUGCCCUUGACCUCUCUGCUUCAUCUGUGGCAAGCAGUCCUACCUCAACCUACAGCCCAGCCACUUCCCCACCACCGUCAGGUAGCAAAGUACCGCUGGACCUUAGCAGGGGGCCCUCCUCUCCUGAGCAAAGCCCUGGCUCCAUAGAGGACAGCCUGGAGAACCCUCGUGUUGACCUCUGUAACAAGUUGAGGAGAAGCAUUCGAAGAGCAGCAGUUCUAGAGUCUGUGUCAGUGGACCGGACAAUUCCUGAAAGCACCUCAGCAGUGGACACCGCAGAGCUUUCCCCAUGUAGAUCCCCUUCGACACCACGUCAUCUCCGCUAUCGUCAGCCAGGAGUCCAAACUGCUGACAACACCCACUGUUCGGUCUCUCCUGCUUCUGCUUUUGCCAUUGCUACAGCUGCAGCAGGGCAUGGGAGUCCACCAGGAUUUAACAAUUCUGAGCGCACGUGUGACAAAGAGUUUAUAAUACGCAGGGCGGCCACAAAUCGCGUCCUAAAUGUCUUGCGUCACUGGGUCUCCAAGCAUUCUCAGGAUUUUGAGCUGAACAAUGAGCUGAAAAUGAAUGUGUUAAAUUUGCUGGAAGAAGUUUUGAGAGACCCCGACCUUUUGCCACAAGAAAGAAAAGCUACUGCAAAUAUACUGAGGACUCUUUCACAAGAUGAUCAAGAUGAUACCCACUUAAAAAUAGAUAAUAUCAUUCAGAUGUCAGAUUGCCCAAAACCAGAGUGCUUUGAGACUUUGUCAGCCAUGGAGCUUGCAGAGCAAAUAACUCUUUUAGAUCAUAUAGUUUUCCGAAGCAUACCCUAUGAAGAGUUUCUUGGGCAGGGCUGGAUGAAAAUGGAUAAAAAUGAGAGAACGCCCUAUAUUAUGAAAACAAGUCAACAUUUUAAUGAUAUGAGUAACCUUGUUGCCUCCCAAAUCAUGAAUUAUGCUGAUGUUAGCUCCCGUGCUAACUCAAUUGAAAAGUGGGUAGCAGUAGCUGAUAUUUGUCGAUGUAUGCACAAUUACAAUGGCGUGUUAGAAAUCACCUCAGCCUUGAACAGAAGUGCAAUCUACAGACUUAAGAAAACUUGGGGUAAAGUAUCCAAACAGACAAAAGCUCUCAUGGACAAGCUUCAGAAGACUGUAUCAUCUGAAGGAAGGUUUAAAAACCUUAGAGAAAUGCUCAAAAAUUGUAACCCACCUGCUGUUCCCUACCUUGGAAUGUACCUAACAGACCUGGCAUUUAUCGAAGAAGGAACACCAAACUUCACUGAAGAAGGCCUUGUAAAUUUUUCCAAAAUGAGAAUGAUCUCACACAUUAUCAGGGAAAUACGCCAGUUCCAGCAGACGCCCUACCGCAUAGAGCAUCAGCAGAAGGUCACUCAGUAUUUACUUGACAAGACACUCAUCAUAGACGAAGACACCCUGUAUGAGCUUUCCCUGAAGAUUGAACCCAGACUCCCUGCCUGAAGAGCCAGCUUGCCUCAGAUUCUGCAGAAAGCUUUAGUACAAUGAACAAAAUCGUGUAUGUCAUGUCCUAAAGACAACAAGGGAAAUACUGAGAAGAAUACAAGCUCUCUUUCCCAAUAAGAGGUACAGAACCUCACAGCAUUUCCCUCUCAGGCAACGAAAAUGAGCACUGAGGUGGAAGACAAAGAUACUUCCUACGUGGAUUAAUGGAUUGCUGCUUCGCGAAGAUAAUGUUUUGCAGCAGGGACUAUGCAUUUAAUGGAAAAUAGGAGACUUCCCUGUCAAUGGGUACUAAUUGUAGCCAUCUUACGUGACUAAUCAAUGGUACAUAUAUAAAGGGUAGUGAUAUACUCAGGUAUAUUAAGAUAAAUGAGAAAAAUGAGAUAGCUGUGAUAUGAUCUGGGUUGAUUGCUGUGUGUUCACUGAGGCAGUUGUGGUAGUGUUGUCCUCCUAUAGUGCUAACUUUAUUGAAAAAACGGGAUCUUAACAGUCAUCUGCUCUCUUGGAGUGACAUUAAAACGGCAUCUAUUAUCUUCAGAUCUGCAGCUAUUCAAAACACCUGCUGUACAUUUAAUGAUACCCUUUAUAAAAUGUUAUCUUCUUUAAAUACCCUGACAGCCUUUUCUAAGGAGACUGAUUUACAAAUGAAUUGUAAAUAGCUUUUUUCAUUAAUACAGAAUGAAAGUAUUUACAGCAUGAAAAGCAAAUGGACUAGCUGAAUGACUGUAAGUAGCUGCCAGCCCUGCAAGCUUCAGCUGGGAAAUGCAAGGUUAGGAGCUCUAUCUGAGACUCAAGAAAUCCAGGGAUACAGCAAACGGAAUGGUUGGUCAGGUUGCACACAGCCCUGGAAAAGGCACUUUAUUUUUCUGCACCUCCUGCAGCUUCUUUGACAAGUCAGGCUACAGAGCACUUUCUGGACACACAGUGGCGAGAAAUACAUGUCUGGUCUGGCUAUGGGUAGUGAUCAGCUGUGAACACUAUGAGUUGGAGUGAUAGUUUUGUUUCAAGUGGAAUCAGUGGUUUGAAAAUGUCUAGUUUUUUUGUUCAGCCACUCAGCACUGACUUAGCUCUAAAAUUGUUAACGUUGGUGGCAAGCUUCGAAUUCCAGCAAACAAUCUGAGCUAGGAACUAUUAUUUGCAUAUGGGCAUACGUUUAAGAAAAUGUGCUGUUUGUAAAUGUUUUCAAAGGCUAUGCUUUUGUGACAUACCAUGUAAAUAGAUGUCAUUUCUACAGCUAGUUGGUACUUGCUAAAUUUUCCUGAUAAAAAGUAGCCUGUUGUAGCUGCAUGAAAAGUGAGCUCAAAUGCAUGCUGUAAAGCGCAUCAUAGUGUAAAACACACGUAGUACUGAUGAAAAAAAAAUUGGCUGGAAAAGUGUCCUUACUUUUCCAAUUCUAUUCAGCCAGUUGAAGAAAGAGGGCUAUAUCAUUGUAUACCUCCCUUAAAUGCUCUCAGGGAGAUAGGUGUUUAAAAUAAAUUGUGACCUAGGCCUAUUUGAUCUGACAUUUCUUACCACAGUCAUGAUGAUUCUUAACACUGGCAAGGAAAAACGGAUCUGCCUGGCUUGUGGGUUUUAUCUUUAUUUGCACUUUAAUUGUAUUGCUGGCCCAGCCCAGAGCUGCACAAUAAAUUCCAUUUGUUCUGUCUGAGUGUAACUGCUAGCAUUUAUAAACAUACCUUAGCCACUGUAAAUUUCAUUAGGGUGAUUCACCACAAGGAUGAUCCCAUUGUAAAUAACUGCAUAAAGAAGCAUUGCAAAUACUGGAAAAUUCCUUGAUUAGAACAGCAGACAGCAACACAAAAGGAAAUUCCAGAAACAUUUAAGUAAUUCUAAUGACUGCUGCAGAAAUGAAUGGAAAAUUAUACUUACAGAAGCUGUAUUGUCAAAAAAUAUGCUUGUUAGUUUCACUAAUGACUGACAAGAAGCUGAUUGCAACUCAGUGCAUGGUAUGGAGAAGAAAAAAAAAAAGCAGCAUAGUUUAUUUGGACCACAAAACCAAUUUACUGUGUGUUUUCUGUACAAAAGCAGCUACCAUCCAGUAGUUUCACAAAAAACUUCGAAGUAAUGAAGAAUCAAUGGGAAAUGUGGUUCAAAAAGUGAUUUUUUGACUUUGUUUUAUUGUUCCUGUGUUAAAAAAAAACCAAAAAUGUGUAACAACUGUCAAUGCCAGUUGGUAUCUCUGUUGUGUGCUAUUAACUGCUGAUUUAUCUGCCUGUACCCUAUUUUACUGAACUUCCUUGAUGUUCUUACUGUUACAGGGUACAAUUCUUCACUUAACUCUUUUCACACUUUGUUGUUUUGUGCUUUAUUAUAUGUGUACUGGUUCUUCAGUGUUUCAAAGUAUACAGUGCAUUUUAACGCUUGCAAUAUGCAGGGGUAGUGCUGUGCUCGUGCUAUGGUGUUCCAAAUGGGCAGAGAGGAAGACAAAGGAUUAGACAUGGGUUUUUUAAAAGGUGCUGAGCAUCCAUAUCUUAAAAUCAGUAGGCAAGGUGGUAGUUCAGCCCCUCUGGAAAAGCAUAUACUAUUUUUAUGGCAUAUACUAUUUAAAUGCCAAAGGUUACUCUCUUGGGUCAGUGGCAUGAUUUAGGUUAGAAUCAC
Molecule: messenger RNA, 6423 nt
Organism: Neopsephotus bourkii (Bourke's parrot)
Lineage: Eukaryota; Metazoa; Chordata; Aves; Psittaciformes; Psittacidae
Gene: RASGRF2
Product: Ras protein specific guanine nucleotide releasing factor 2
Exons: 27
Coding region: 106-3825 (1239 amino acids)
Biological process (GO): positive regulation of GTPase activity; Ras protein signal transduction
Cellular component (GO): plasma membrane
Molecular function (GO): guanyl-nucleotide exchange factor activity; protein binding
Source: RefSeq, a predicted model, not a curated record